AUGGAUGGUCGCUGCAAACAAAUUAGCGAUGUCUACAUUAUCAAUUCAUCACAAAUUACACUUAGUAAAGACAAAGUUGGGACCGGAAACUUUGCUGAUGUAUAUAAAGGGACAUACCACAAAGGCAAGGAGGAAAUAUUGGUGGCUGUGAAAAUUGUUCGAAUUGGUGGCGGCAAUGUGGAUACCGAAUUAUGUUGCUUAUCAGAAAUGAAAAACGAAGCAAUAAUCAUGUCGUUGCAUCAUCAUCGAUGUAUCAUUGAAUUCUUCGGCAUUUCAUCAGAUAAGAUUCCAAUGAUUUUGAUGGAGUAUUGUGCAGGUGGCUCACUAGAUUUACAUCUUCAAAAAUUCAAAGACCGAAUUUUAACUGCAGAAAGAGUUACAUACAUGUAUCAAAUCUCAGAUGGUAUGCGUUAUUUGGAAAGGAAGAGAUGUGUUCAUCGAGAUUUAGCAACACGAAAUGUACUUAUCUCUAAUACUGGAUGCUUGAAAAUCAGCGACUUCGGUUUAAGCUUUAGUCCCGCUAUUCCAGAGAUAUUGACUAAUGCACAUAUUCCAAUACGUUGGAUGGCUCCAGAAACACUAACUCGUACACCGAUUUAUUCAUCAAAAUCGGAUAUUUGGUCAUUUGGUAUUGUAAUGUUUGAAAUAUUUAGUUGUGGCGGGAAACCAUGGCCAGAAAAACCGGUAAAAUGGAUUGCAACGAAAAUUCGGAAAGGUGUGACACCUGAAAUGCCAAGACGAAUGCCGCGUCUUAUUAAAGAAAUAGCUAAUGCUUGCUUUCAAUUCGAACCAGACAAAAGGCCUACCUUCAAACAGGUGAACGGUUGGAUUCUUUUGGUACAAGGAAUACGUUUCCCACCAUUACCGCCUUCCACAUUAUCAGUGGCGCAAUUGAAAAAUGUUAAACCAGUAAAAUUCAUUGAAAAAGAUCCGGAAGCAAUUGUGAUUGAAUUAGACGAUGUAAAAAGUGUUGGACAACAGCCUGAUAAUGAUAACAGCGAGCCAAGACUGAAAAAAUCACCCGAAGCACAACAGACUGUUUCUAUGGUGAAUAAAAGUACAUUAAGAGAGGAUCAAGAUAACAUCGCACCGUCAAAUAAUAAAUUUAAAGGAAAUUUAUUUCCAGCAGAAUUGGAUAAGUUAGCAACCAUGGAAUCAGAUCACAGUAAUGAACGUUCUAGAGAUGAUAAAAGGGAUUAG
Messenger RNA from Cercopithifilaria johnstoni, 1200 nucleotides. Lineage: Eukaryota; Metazoa; Nematoda; Chromadorea; Rhabditida; Onchocercidae. The record is from the annotation of a GenBank genome assembly.